AUUUCACGGUGCCAGACACACACUAACCGCCUCUGGCUGCAGCAACAGCAACGGGGGUUCAUUCCUUUCUUUCUUUCUUUCUUUCUUUCUCCACGCUCGUUUUUUUUCUCUUUCUCCUCCGCCUCAACCUCAACGUCAACCUCAACCUCAUCCUAUCCCCAUCUUCAUCCCUAUCCCAUCCGCCUUCAUCCUUUUAAUUUCGCCUGUCGCCCUUCUCUUCUCUCUUCUCCCUUCUCUCUUCUCUUCUCUUUUCAUUCUCUUCAUCUCUUGUUGCUCCUCGUUCUUCUGCUUCGUCUCCGUCUACUUCUUCCCUCUCCCUCCGUGUAUUCGGAACCGCUAUAUAUAUUUCUCUGCUGUCUCUUUGGCUGUUCUCCCGUUUGGGUUCGUCGGCGUCUCUCUCGUGUUACCCUGCCUCCUGUCCCCCCUCUCCGCUUAUUACUGAACUCCCUCCUCCCCCCAUUCGGUCAGCCAUCUCGUUCAUCCUGUUCGACUCCUCUCUAUCGCUUGAUCCCCUUGGCGGCUCGAGCAAAAUCCCGCUUGCCUGGACCCUCCCGGACUACGACAACUGGACAAACGGCGAGGUGCUGAGCGUUUGGUCUUGGUCUCCCCCGUUUCCUUCCUCUUGCCCCCCCUCCCCCUCUUUCCCCCCCGGGGAACAGCCCAUCGUAGCCCAUCUCGUCACUUACCGUCCUGGCUGGCACCCAUCUCUCCCUCCAACCAAAACCGUAUCCCUUCCGGCUGCUUUUUCCUCGUGCUGGUCUGUUCUGCUGCCUUUGUGUGUACAUGACAUGUACAGGUUCCUUUGCAUGCAUCUCGACAACUAAUUCCGCCCGCUGAACACACAGACCAGAUUCGGAUCCUAGCUGGCCCCUCCCGUCCCGUCUCGUGUCGGAGCAAAUCAAAUCAAAUCAAAUCAACCAAAAAAUAAAAAUAAAAAAAAUAAAAUAAAAGAAUAAAAAAUAAAAAAUAAAAAGAAAUUCCAAAAAAAUUCCACCAGACCAGCAUCAAAUUGAGUCUUUGGUGGUGGUCCCUUCCGCGCCUCUUUCGUUCUCCUGUAACGACUUGAUGCUGCAUACGACUGAUGAACACGAUUUGGCCUACCGCGUCUGAUUCCCUGUAUUCCCCCAAAAUCCGCGACUUUAAUUCUUUUCCCUUUCAUUCGUUGUUGUCCACGGCCCCGAACGAAAUUCCUGCAGAUUUCCCAGUCUGUCGACAAAACACACAAAACCACUUGCCGUUAGCAUCUGAUCCUGGAGUCUACCACUUAGAAACCAAGUGACACAAAAUCGACCAACCAAAAUCUUCCUGAUUUUUUACGCGUUUACGGAAAGUUUGAUAUCCCUCAGAAGAAAUUAAUAGCGAAGUCUUUAACUGCGCGAUCCUAUACUCAUAUUCUCGUUACGAUCUCCGCCUCUUAUGGUUGAAUAGUUGCUUUUGUGGCCUCGUGUCUUACCCAUUUGCCAUUUACAAACGACGAAAAAGAAAGAAAAAAUUCCUCAAUCCUCUACCACCCACACACUCCCCUCUGGCAGGCUUCCGUUCAUUAGCGGUCGCCAUGAGUAAUUACCAUCCUCAGCCUCAGGACAUGUAUCACGACAACCCCUCCUCCCGAUCCCCAGGUUCGCAACGCCAUCAUUCCCACCAGCAACUUCACCGUCAAUCAUCUAGGCAAUUCGAUGCCUAUGGCCCGAUGACCACUGGACUAUACGACGAUCCGAUGGCUAGAUAUGACUCCGUUCGGCUGGAUCGCCUAAACCCAGUCCUUCAAGGGAACUCCUAUGCAUACGAUAUGUCUGGCUCUCAGACUUGGAAUUCAAACGGAUUUGGAACUACAAAUACUCUUAGCGGCAUCGGGUCUGGAACUGGAGCCAGCACGGGAAGGAUGAAGCCGACUGCGCGCGGCAGGACUGGACUGCCCGCUACUUGGCUUGACCAACAACCAGGACUCGCAGGCCCGUUCAGCUUAGGACCCAAUUCCCUCCAGCCGAUGCAGAACCGUUCAGAGAAUCUCAGUCCUGAAGGAGACGACGAGCUUAUUCCGACCGCUAUAGUGAUCAAAAAUAUCCCAUUUGCGGUGAAAAAAGAACAGCUAGUCCAAUUGAUGACAGAGAUGAAUCUCCCCCUCCCCUACGCGUUUAACUAUCAUUUCGACAACGGUGUCUUCCGGGGUUUAGCGUUCGCCAAUUUCACUUCUGCUGAGGAAACAGCCACUGUAAUCGAAGUCUUAAACCAUUUCGAGUUACAGGGAAGGAAACUUAGAGUUGAAUAUAAGAAGAUGCUUCCCUUGCAGGAAAGGGAGCGGAUUGAGCGUGAAAAGCGUGAGCGCAGGGGUCAAUUAGAGGAGCAACAUCGCCCAAUGCCAAACUCCCAACUCAAUUCCCAGCCUUCAUUGUCAUCGUUGACAUCGCACAUUCCCGUGACUUCCCCGUCUCCAGUCUCCCAACGUGGUGCGGAAUUAAAAGUUAACAUGAACGAACCCGAAACUCUUCAAUACUACUCUCAACUUCUCUUAUUUAAGCAAGAUUCGAGCAAGGAAGCCCUGAUAUUCCCUGCGAAGUUAUCGCCACUGCAACGCCGUACAGUUCAUACCCUUGCUCAUAAUAUGGGAUUAGGGCAUGCGUCCCGAGGUACUGGUGACCAGCGUCAGGUUCACGUGUUCAGAGCAACAGACUCGAAUGUUAGCCCUCAGGGACCAGCGAAUCCGGCCACUGUCCAGACGGCCGACACAUCCCGCCGUGGGCUCAACCGUGCUGCGACAAUCGACUUCAGCGAGGCUAGAGGUGAUGGCCCUGGUCCUUUUAACACCCUUCGUGGACAUCACUCUGGUUUCCUCAGUGUGCUCGACUCGCCCAGUAGCUUUGGUAAUGCACAAAACCUUCGAGCAGCCAAGUCCUUCGCCGACCUGCGAUCCUAUACGCCAUCUCCGGUGCCUUCUUCUGCUAGUUUUCCUGCGGCUCUCCAGUCUAAUGGGACUCGUUUCCAGCCUUUCGAUGGAAAUACUAGCGCUGCAUCUAACACACCAACUUUGACCCCUACUCCUUCCGGUUCUUCAAUGGCAAUUCAACGCGAUGAUAACCUACUGGUAAACACUUUAGGUGGACUCUCCCUUGGAACUGGCAUUGGUGGGCCUAAUUCCGGCAGCCCUAGACGGCUUCGCGGAAUGUUUUCCUGGGAACAACAGGAUUCCCAAUCAUCCGCCACUGCUCCAAUUGGGAGUAAUAGAUCAAUUGGUCUGGGUUUUGAUUCACAACCUUCUCAGGAGCGCAUCCCCAUGAGACAGCCUAGAGGCCCAGCUCCCGAGCGCGGCUCAGGUUUUCGCCGCCAGAAUGGACAUCAGACUCGAGGGAGCGACGAGCUGAGAUCUGUCUCUAACGUCGAGAUAAUUGUUGAGUAAAUACUUCAUAAAGCCCUGAUCACCGAAUCAAUUUACGGCGACAAAUGUAUACCAUUUCAUGAAUGAAAGACAAUACCCACAAAUCCACUCAGGCCCUCUAUUUACCCCCAGCGAGGGUAAUGUCUUUACGAUUCAAUGACGCAUGACGAAAUGAACCAAAUCAAAAGAGAGACUAAAAUACAAAAGUUAUUUACACCGGGAUUAUAUGGAAACGUUAGAUCUUAAUUUUUGGGGCACCCUAACAAUCAUAAAAUUUGGAGCCUCGUCCCCCCCUUCCCUCCCAAAAACAAUCCACAACUCUUCCUUGUUUGCUCGACAAGAAAUGUCAACAGACAUUCUAUCAGAUUUGGACACUGUGAUCGGAGGGUGCGCAUUCUUUCCUACAACUGAGUGUUUGUGAAGAAAAUAUAUGACAAAACGACAAAAACAUGUUUCAAAAACCGUCUUCCUCGCUGCUGUUGUAUUUUUCUUUUCCCUGCGUGAUUCCUGUUUGCGUUGCAAACGCACUUCUUUUUCUUUAAUCUUGGAAAACUCGCGGGAUAUCAUGUUCAUCUGAAUUGCAUUAUAGUCGUCCAGUUGUAUAAGGAUUACGUUUUUUCACCGUAUAUUUCAUAUAAUCAUUUUCCGUAUUCUGUUUCUUCAUAUUUUCUCCUUUUUGGCUUUUCUCCUUCGUUCCUUUCCUUGCGCUCUCACGAAUAUACCUUGCUCUGACGUCGGCACUCUACCAGGUACCUAAUUGGAGGAAACCAAAUAUUCUGAUUCCAACUAAGUUGUUUCCUGAUCAGCAAAUAUUAGAACUGGGACCAAGCGCCUGUAUAUCCAGUAUGUGCUAGGAUUAGAGAAACGGGCCACUAAUUCAGCUUCAAUUUCUACAAUACAUCAUCAACCUGGUUGUUUCGCAAAAUCCUAGCCCACAGCCCUUUGAACCGUUUCUUUUAAGCACGCCCUCUCUGUCUACAUAAUCGUUUGUAGAUAGAUGGAACCCUCUUCUCCAUUGCCUUUGAUUCAAGAUGUACGUCCUUCGACCUCUUUUCGUUACUACCAGUCCGUUAAUUUACACCUGUCUUUGGAUAUAUGAUGGCAAAGCCGUGGCCUGCCAUGCCGCUAGGAAGAAGAGGAAACAAUGGAAGUCACGAGCAUUCGCUUUCUAGCUGUUGUUUUUAAUGUCUACUUUGUCUAUCUAUUUGUCCUUUUUAUUUGAUACUCCCCGCCCCUUCUCCUACUCUAUUUGUCACCACGCUCAAUCAUUUCAAAUCAUUUCUGGCGUUGUGUUGGCCCUCCCUUUUUCAUUCUCUUUUUUCCUUUUUCCUUCACUUAUGGUCUUCACUUCUCGUAGUGGCUGCUUUUUGUGUUAUACUGUGCUGUGAUCGUCAUAGGACCUACCCACCUACGCGUCUUACCCUGCGUCUGGGUUGUAGUCUGGCCAUGCCCAUUAUGUGGGAGCUAUGACGAGUACCGGGCCCGUAUUCUAGCUCAAUACGAGUAUUUUAUAUUUGGCUUUGCCUUUUUUCCUUUCUCAUCUUUGGCUGUCAUGCGCCGGUUCUUCUGCAGUCCUUUUUUUAAUUUUUAAUUCUUUUUACCUCGUUUUCAACCCUCACUGUUUGGGAAAUACCGUCAGUUGGCUACUUCGCAACUGUGGCAAGAUGUAAAUCUUCGAGGGGAUUUUAACUUAUCCUAUUUUAUUUUUCUUUCAACUCCUCAUUGAUUAUUAUAAUAAUAUAUAUAUAGCUCGAUCCGCUUCAGCUUCCUUGACCAUUUUUUCCCACUGGCUGACAUUAAUUCAUGAACAUAUAACAGGGCUCUGUUGGUGGCCGUGGGGAGUUAUCGGGGGCCGGCUCUUUUGCACUUCAUUUUGAAUGGACAAAAGGAAAGGUGGUUGGUUGUGCUUCUUCCGUAUACGUCCUAGGUAAAGAAGAACGAAUAUAUAUCAAGGAUUUUUAUUUUGAAUCCCACACUUUCCGUGAAUGGGCACGAAGGGGAUUGAUGGAGUAAGGGGGGAAAUAUUCACUAGAUGGCAAAUACAUGACUGGAGAUAGCACAUCCCAUAAACCCCGAGUUGUAUGUAAACCGAAACGGGUUCAGGGGGCAGACAAAUGUAUGUACAUACCUGACUGAUAUGAGGAUUGUUUACAUCGCCUCUUUACCUUACAGGAAUAGGGGGGUAUAUGCAUCAAAUACAUUGAACUCCUAUUACUCUGCGAGGAAAUGGAAACAUCUAAUAGGAGAAAAACAUCAUCCAUUCAUCAGAUAAUAUAGGCACUCUACAUACAGCACAUGGCCUUCUAUCGCCCCUUCCGGUCCCACUCCCUCCGAUGGCCCAUCUCUAUCUUCCGCUUGCGCUCGCGCUCGCGCCGCCUCCCACCACCACCACCACCACCAGCAGCAGGACCAUUUCCAACAACCUCCUUCUCCUUCUCGCGUGGAUCAAUCACUACGAGCCCAUCCGCGUCCUCAUGAGUGCGCUUCCAGUUCAGAUCCUUGCCCAGCAUGUCCUUGCCAAAGGUUAGCCUAUGCGUCAUCCAGUCAAUGGGGUUGUCAUCGUCGUCAUCCUCACGGCCAUGGUUGCGGGUAGUGGUUGCUAGGUCAGUGUCUAUUUGCGCGGCGAUCGCGCUCGUGUCCCACGCGCGGCAGGAUUGACAGUUCGCGAUAAAAUGGAGGUCGCAGACUUGCUCUUCAUGCUCCUCAUCUUCUUCUCCCUCCUUGCCUUCUUCCCCUGCUUUGGUAGAAGGAGGUUUCUUGUCAUUAGUGUGUUUGGAAUUUGUGUCUUUGCUGUCGUCUACUUUAUCCGUGGGUUUGGAUCGAGUGGAUAUCAAAUCCGCCUGUUCUAAUCGCGCUUUAAACGCAUUGAAGAUUCUCAUUGCCUCGCUAUCCUGCGAUGUCCCGUUCCCUAACCCAGCGCCGCUAGUGCUGCCCGGGGCAGGUCGUCGGCGGCCCCUUAUUGAUGUUUCGGGUAUCAAUGACUCAAGUGCAGACUUUUUCCGCGUAGGUUCGGUGGUUGUAGCGACAUUGCGACGCAUGGAUGCUUUGAGUGCAUCAAUCUCGGCAGUGGUACGUGAUAAGACUGAUUGCUUUGCGGGAGGGGCGGGGGAGGAGGAGGGAGAGCGGGAUGGGACUUCUGGGUCCGGAAGAGGCAGUUGGGUAUUAGGAUCUCGUGAUGAUGGUCUCGGUCUUGUGAGCGGGGAAUUUGAAGGGGAUAUAGAUGUUCGUCUUUUCGGGUGGGUUUGCUGUAGGUCGAUAUCUACUUGGCCUUUGUGCGUAGGAGAAGUUCUUGCGGCUUUGGGUUGUUGUUUAUGUUCGUAUCUUUCGUAUCUGUUUUCGCUAUGCUCCUGAACCGUAUCUUUUCCCGCUGUGACAAGCCUUGUAUUGAAUUUGGGCUUCUUCGUUUCCCGAGUUGUUUCUAUGAUAUCCUCUUCGUCGCCCGCAAAACUCAAUAAUACCUUCGCGCCUUUACCCUUUUUCCUCUUCUUAGCCACGUCCCGCUUUCCUUCCGCUUUUUUCUCCGGCGCAACAUGCGCUAACUUUUCUCGCUUCUUCAAAACUUCCUUGAAAGGACCCAAAUCGCCCACUUCGCACCCUGUAACUUUUACAGCAUAUACGGGUCGUUCUGUCCCCCCCACCAGUUCCCCUUCUGCAAUCCUCACGACAUUAUAGAUACUAUCCCCUUCAAUGCGUCCAAACAUCGUACAUGUCCCCGUUAACUGCCGGUCCGCACCACUCCCCAGAGUCACGAAGAACUGGCUCCCGUACGUCCCAUCCUCUGCCUUGGCCAUCCCAACCAAUCCCCGCCGAUUAAAUCGUAAUCUACUGUGUAUCUCAUCUUUGAAUAUCACUUUUUCCCCAUCACGUGGGUCGAAUUCGAACUCUGGAUCUUCGUAGAUGGAUGAGCCUCCCGAGCCUGUUCCUGUGGGGUCACCACCCUGGAUGAUGAAGUCUGGUAUGACACGGUGAAAAACUGUCCCAUUGUAGUACCCGUCUAAACAAUGUUGAAGGAAAUUUUUGCAUGCGAGAGGUGCCUGUUUGGCGAAAAGGGAGAUGUGGAGCGGGCCAGCGGUGGUGUUGAGGGUGGCGGAGGCCGUUGGUGGUGGCUCCGUAUUGUAAUGUGAUGACAUUAUACGGAGUUCCCUCUCCAGGGGCCGGAAAUCCUUAUCAAAGUGACUUCCUUUGUCGUCUCGUUAUUUAUGUAUGCUUAUAGCAGAGAGGCGGCGUUCAAUAAGCUCUACGGGAAUUCGGCGAAGUGUCGAACUAAUGAAGCUAUGGUGAACGCGAUAGGCCAAGAUAUUUGCGCAAAGUUAUCGAGGAAAUACCAUGGACAUAUACAAAUCCAUUGGCCUGGGGUAGAGCCAAAAAGCGACCUUAGGGGUGGGUAGUAUCAAAAAGAAUUGGUAGAAGUUGUACGGAAGGAGUAAGACAUUGGGUGACGAAUUAAUUGCGCGAAGCAGUUGAAAGCAGUGUUGGAGUUGGAGGAUAAUGUUGUCAUGUACUCGUGCCGCUGCUUACUCACUCACCUCUAGUGAGUGCACCACAUCAAAAUGAUAAAAACACUGAAAUGAUAAAAA
Molecule: messenger RNA, 7950 nt
Organism: Blastomyces dermatitidis ER-3
Lineage: Eukaryota; Fungi; Ascomycota; Eurotiomycetes; Onygenales; Ajellomycetaceae
Product: R3H domain-containing protein
Exons: 3
Coding region: 1556-3394 (612 amino acids)
Cellular component (GO): nucleus; cytoplasm
Molecular function (GO): mRNA binding
Source: RefSeq, a predicted model, not a curated record